AUGCUUCCUGCCCCAAACAACCAAGCUCUGAUGUCAGCCCUCAAAACUCUUCAAGAAAAGAUCCGUCGUCUAGAGUUGGAGAGGUCGCAGGCUGAAGAUAACCUGAGCUGCCUUUCCAUUGAGGCUGCCCAGUAUAAAAAGACCUUGCAGCAUGAAACAAAUGCGAAAGAUCUAGCACAUGAGGAAUUGAUACAACAGAAAAAAGAUGUUAGUGUGCAGUUAAGUGCAGCACAGUCCCACUGCUCCCUACUGGAGAAACAGCUGGAUUACAUGAGGGAAAUGGUUUUCAAUGCAGAGCUAGAAAAGAAUAUGGUUCUAGAGCAACAGACUCAGCUUCAAAAGGAAAAAGAUCAGAAUCAUAUGGAGCUCCAUGCAAAACUUGAAAAGCUUGAAGUCCUAGAAAAAGAGUGCUUCAGACUUCUCACUACACAGAGAACUGCAGAAGACAAGAUCAAACAAUUGGAGGAAAAGCUUCGUGAAGAAGAGCAUCAGCGUAAGUUAAUACAAGACAAAGCUGCUCAGCUUCAAACUGGACUUGAGAUCAAUAGAAUUUUAACGUCUUCAGUGUCAUCUCAAAAUGAACCAAAAAAGAAAAGCCGGAAAAAGAAAACUGCAAAAAAAAAAUCUGCUCUGAAGAAAGUACAUCCUCCACAAUUUUGCCUAAAGGCUGGGAUGCUGCCUUUUGUGGCUGGGAAGUCUGCCAGCUCCAGCCAUUCUGUUAGUGCAAACGUACAAAGUGUCUUACAUAUGAUGAAACAUCGUAGUCCAUGUAUCUUGUCACGGUGUCCAGAAGCAGCUGAACACAGGAUUUCUAGACGAACAAUUGCUUGCAAAUCUGUAUCCUCUCGUUCCACAUCUUCUUCUGUCACUGAAAAUCUAUCUGACCUUUUGCUGGCGAUACAAGAUGAGCUAGGCCAAAUGAGCUUUGAGCAUCAAGAACUCUUGAAGCAGAUACAAGAAACUCAAAACUGUGAAGUUCGUGAAGACCUAGAACGUGAAUUGGAUUGUCUUGUAAAGCAAAUGGAAAUUAAAGGGGAACAGAUAUCUAAGUUGAAAAAACACCAAGCUAGUGUCCACAAAUUAAAGCAAAAAACUCAGAAAUUGAAGAGACAGUCAGCUCAUGUCCUACCAAAAUCUGAUGACCUAAAAGGAACAAGAGAGAUUCCAGUUACUCCAAGCAGAAGUGCAUCAAAAAACUGCCCUGUGCAGAAAAGCAAAAGCUCUCUUCAGCUGUUAAAAAAUGUGCAGAAACUUCAAUCAACACUGAAAAAAGAUGAUAUCAUGUGGGAACAAUAG
This is a messenger RNA of Emys orbicularis (European pond turtle), 1296 nucleotides long. RefSeq names its product centrosomal protein 57 like 1 (gene CEP57L1). The transcript is spliced from 10 exons. The coding region runs from base 1 to 1296 and encodes 431 amino acids. Gene Ontology annotation, molecular function: gamma-tubulin binding; microtubule binding; identical protein binding. The record is from RefSeq and is a predicted model, not a curated record. NCBI's taxonomy places the organism in Eukaryota, Metazoa, Chordata, Testudines, Emydidae. Gene Ontology annotation, cellular component: centrosome.